GCCAAUUUUAUUCUUAAUAUCUCAAAAGGCGUACUAGUAAACCUUUAUAUAAUCAACUUUUUAGAAUGGAAUUAAAACUCGCAUUUCUGUGCUUUGUAUUGUGUUUCCGGGAUGUUUCGACCGCUGUUAUAGGAGACCAUUGCGGGACUCUCACAAGCCCAUCAAAUGGUGUCGUAACGUACACAUCCACGAUACAAGACUCCGUUGCUACGUAUAAUUGUGAUACCGGGUUUGCAAUUGAUGGCGUCACGACUAGAACUUGUUCUGCAGUUACACCGAAAGUCUGGUCUGAUACAGCACCUACUUGCAUUGAAGUGACUUUGGGAUUGGACUGUACCGCAGACGUGACACUUUGUACUGGCAUUGCCAACAGCGAGUGCUCCGACGGACAGUGCCAGUGUGUCAGCGGCUAUGUGGCGGGAGAUGCAAGUACCUGUAAUGACAUCGAUGAAUGCGCCUCGAUGCCUUGUCUGAACGGCGCCACGUGUAUGAAUGAUGUCGACAUGUACACCUGCACAUGCGCAGCAGGGUACCACGGCGUCAACUGUGAUUCAUCGGCUCAAAUAGGAAUAACAAGUGUGUUAAAAUAUCUCACAUGACAUCAACUACAGUACAACAGUAUUCUGCCAAUCAAAAGUUCAAAAUUGAUGUUUACAACGGUAUGAAAUAAUGUAAACUCUUUUUUCUUGUCGACGAGUGUAAUAAUUGACCUUUUAAUGAUGCAUUUCAAUUUAAGUCAAAAUAUAUGAAUAAGUAUGUCUCCCCUUCGACUUAUAGAGGCAUACUGCUUUUGACAUGGUUAACCGUCUAUCUGUCCGUCUGCAUGUAUGUCUAUCCAUCACAAAACAUCGUGACUUGCGUAAUAACAAAAGUGUGUGUAGCUGCAAUGGGCCUUAAUGUUCUGUAAGCAGUAUUUGCAAAGUUAUAGCCCUUUGCAAAUUUAAAAGUAGUAUACAUAGUUUGUGUCGAGCGUAUCUUCAAAAGUAUAUGAACCUGAGUAACAACUUCGUAUGAAUGUAAACCAG
This is a messenger RNA of Mya arenaria, 1025 nucleotides long. RefSeq names its product fibropellin-3-like. The transcript has 4 exons. Bases 66 to 599 code for a protein of 177 amino acids. Gene Ontology annotation, cellular component: protein-containing complex; plasma membrane. Lineage: Eukaryota; Metazoa; Mollusca; Bivalvia; Myida; Myidae. Gene Ontology annotation, molecular function: calcium ion binding. The record is from RefSeq and is a predicted model, not a curated record. Gene Ontology annotation, biological process: establishment or maintenance of epithelial cell apical/basal polarity; heterophilic cell-cell adhesion.